Messenger RNA from Fukomys damarensis (Damara mole-rat), 806 nucleotides. RefSeq names its product melanocortin 2 receptor accessory protein (gene Mrap). Gene Ontology annotation, cellular component: endoplasmic reticulum; plasma membrane. NCBI's taxonomy places the organism in Eukaryota, Metazoa, Chordata, Mammalia, Rodentia, Bathyergidae. The coding region runs from base 144 to 482 and encodes 112 amino acids. Gene Ontology annotation, molecular function: type 3 melanocortin receptor binding; corticotropin hormone receptor binding; type 1 melanocortin receptor binding. The transcript is spliced from 3 exons. Gene Ontology annotation, biological process: regulation of adenylate cyclase-activating G protein-coupled receptor signaling pathway; protein localization to plasma membrane. The record is from RefSeq and is a predicted model, not a curated record.
GUGGGCUGGCCUUGUGCCUGGAGACUCACGGACACACUUGGAUGCUUCCUACAGAAAUCAGUUAAGCAAUCUCCUCCCAAGGCUCAGGACCCCAUUCUGGAUGUGAGCUGCUGGGCAGAGCCUGGCUUCCCAGUGCCACAGCGAUGGCCAACAGGACCAACACAUCUGCCCCGUACUACAGCUAUGAAUAUUACCUGGACUACCUGGACCCCAUUCCCGUGGAUGAAAAGAAGCUGAAAGCCAACAAAUAUUCCAUUGUGAUCGUCUUUUGGGUGAGCCUGGCUGUGUUUGUGAUGUUCCUCUUCCUCAUUCUGCUCUACAUGUCCUGGUCAGGCUCCUCACAGAUGAGGAAUGGCCUCCAGCACCACCCUUCGUGCCCAUGGAGCCCUGGCCUCAGCCUGCCCCUCUGCCUAUGUAGAACCUCCCCGCGGACCGUGGAGGAGCUGGGCAGCGGCGCCAGCACGGCAGACCUGCGGCUCUAGCAGGGGCGCCCUGUGCCUCGCACCCCUGCUGUCCGCGGGGACAGGCCUGGAGCGCAGUACCAGCAACCGCAGUGGGAACACGCUGGGCGAGCUUGGAGCUGCCUCCUCCCUGUCGGAGGCCCCACGCUAAACCCCAGUGACAUCAAACCAGUGUGGAUGCGUUUACCUUUUAAAGCCUGUUCACACCUCACAGACUGCACGACCAGGAUCAAAAUGACUGUACAAGGAGGUGCAGCACCGCAUCUGGGGCCCCUCUCGCUUAGGGACAGCUUUGCUGACUUUACGUAGCUCGCUCUGCCUGCUCGCUGCUUUUGUCUGCUUUGG